Molecule: messenger RNA, 1296 nt
Organism: Myzus persicae (green peach aphid)
Lineage: Eukaryota; Metazoa; Arthropoda; Insecta; Hemiptera; Aphididae
Exons: 1
Coding region: 1-1296 (431 amino acids)
Molecular function (GO): nucleic acid binding
Source: RefSeq, a predicted model, not a curated record
AUGGCGCAGCAAAAAAAUGCAGACGGCCCAAAAUUAAAAGCGAAGGAGAUAAUCAAGAUUAUAUCAGAAGAGAGUGGCGUAGGGCAAAGGACAGUGAGUGUUACUCUAUCGGAAUACCGAAAUAAAGGCAGUGUAUCAUCACCUAACAAAACCAAAGUUCGACCAACUGUUACGGAAAAAGUUGAUGAUUUUGAUCAAGAUGCCAUUCGGAAAAAAGUCCACGAGUUUUGGCACAGGCGAGAAAUUCCAACUCUAAAGAAAAUUUUAACUGCAGUCAACAAAGAUACAACAUUACCAAAUUUUUCAGAAACAUCAUUACGUAGACUUUUAAAACAUCUUAAUUUUGAGUAUGUUCGAAAAUCUCGUAAUAGCGCUCUUAUCGAGAGAAUCGAUAUUGUAUGUUGGCGUCGAAGGUACUUGCAGGCUAUAAAAGAAUACCGUCAGUUAGGUAGACCCAUCUAUUAUCUGGAUGAGACAUGGGUGAAUGCUGGUGAAACCACUUCGAAAACAUGGGUCGAUAAAACUGUUAAUUCACCACGGGACGCAUUUGUUAGAGGACUAACGACGGGACAAAAGGAACCGUCCGGUAAAGGAAAACGUCUCAUCGUGGUACACAUAGGUUCAUCUGACGGCUUUGUUGUUGGUGGACUAUUAUGUUUUGAAUCCAAAAAAAAUACAGGCAAUUACCACGAUGAGAUGAACGGUGAUACCUUUUAUGACUGGUUCGCUAACAUUUUACCGCUACUUCGUGAGAAUGCAGUUAUAGUGAUGGACAACGCGUCGUAUCAUUCCGUGAAUAAGCACACGUUUCCGGUAAGAUCUUGGAAAAAACAAGACAUCAUUGAUUGGUUGACAGAUAAAGGUGAGGUAACAGAUCAAACAAUGGUCAAGGAACAACUGUUGGAACGGGUGCAAAUUUUAAAACCACAAUUUAACGAAUAUGUAAUAGAUGAAUUGGCGAAAUCUGCAGAUAAAACAGUGUUACGGCUACCCCCGUAUCACUGUGAAUUAAAUCCCAUAGAACUGGCAUGGGCAUCAGUGAAAAAUUACGUCAAAAUGAACAACAGCACUUUUAAAAUGAAUGACGUUAAGAAAUUAUUAGAAGAAGGAGUCGAACGGGUUACGCCAGAUAUGUGGAAGAACUUUGUUGACCAUAUCAUUAAGGUGGAAGAAAAAUUCUGGCAGGUAGAUUUUAUAUCCAACGAAUUGUUAGAUGCUGAAGUGACAUCACACGUCCUUACAAUUACGGGUGACACGAGUGAUUCAUUUUCCGACUCCAAUUCAAUAAAUGAUUAA